Oikopleura dioica is the source of this 348-nucleotide messenger RNA. The record is from the annotation of a GenBank genome assembly. NCBI's taxonomy places the organism in Eukaryota, Metazoa, Chordata, Appendicularia, Copelata, Oikopleuridae.
AUGCACCCGACAACGAUUCUCCGAGAAAUCGAGCUUGAAAAUGAACCGGUAGCACUUUCGAUUAUGAAAUUUGCCGAGGAGACAUUAGUGACAAUUUCCGACAAUGGAACGUUCGGAGCUUUCCAUGAUAUAGACAUCGCAGAAAUGCGCCCUGGAAAAGAACCUCUAAUAACUAUCAAACCCUUCUUCGGAUACAGUGAUGAUUUCACCAAGGUUGUUUGUCGGAACUUGGCAACGAGUUUGCAAGUCAAGAACAAGUUGAUGAUCUCAAUUGGGCUCAAGCAAGAGAAAGUCAACAAGCAAAACUUGGAUCUUCUCAAACUUGAAUUGUCGGACAUGCUCUCUUAA